CGCUUGCUGGGUGCCUCGCAGCAAUCACGGUUUUUGGAGCCUGGGCUCUUCUUGCCCAUAGAUGGUGGUACAAACGAAAGGAAGAGGCUUUUCUGCAAUGGAAUCAGUUCAAGGAUCGCUCUGGCCCUGCGAGCGGAUGUCUUAUGGCGGACAUGCCAGGAAGAAUAAUAAAGGUUCACAAUCUCUGGGUGUAUAAGAUGGAAGGGCGGAACAUGAUGGAGAUUGCAGGGUUACGAGUAUUGGGAGCCCAUCGGUGGCGGGAUUGGUCGCAAGUCUUGAUGGGUAUGGAUCCGAACUCGUGCCGGAAAGAUAUUCUAUCAGAUGUGAACUUGGCACUAAAGGCAGGGACAAUAACUGCGAUCAUGGGGCCCGACGGGUCGGGGAAAUCGACACUUCUUGCAGUGCUCGCAGGGGUAGGUGGGUCACGAAUGGCAGGCCUUUCUGCUUACGGGGAGAUUCAGAUUGAUGGCCUCCAACGAGACAGAGCAUACCGGCGGCUAGUUGCGUAUGUGCCGGAAGAAGACGAUUUGUACGGAGAACUCACUGUAGAGGAGUGCGUUAUGUACUCGGCUAUGCUUCGGCUGCCAGCCUUCAUGCCUGUUGAUCAGAAGAAGCGCCGUGUAGAGCUGAUGCUUGAAGCACUUGGCCUCGACAUGGUCGCAAACUCCCGCGUUGGGAGCUUUCUCGGGACAGGCGGCAUCCGCGCUCAAGAGCGCCGCAGAAUCCGCAUCGCAAUGGAGCUUGUAUCAGAGCCUCGUAUUGUGCUGCUGGACGAACCGUUUGCUGGCAUGGAUGGUGCGAUGUCUGGCCGCCUCAUGCACACCCUUCGACGCAUGGCGACAGAACGAGGAUCGAUCAUUGUGCUGACCGCCCGGCGGCUUUGCCAGGAGAUGUUUGAACAAAUCCCUGAAAUUAUGUUGUUAUCAAGGGAGGGAAGGCCCCUCUAUUUUGGCAAACGACAAGGGUUGGGAAUGUUCCUAGAAGGACUCGGAAGGCCGUGCCCUCCAGAUCGCCAACUCUCGGACUUUAUGAUGGAGACAGCCUGUGAGUCGAGGCAGGUGGGGCGGUUGAGUUGGAUCUCUAUGUCCCGAUCACCGUCUUCAACUAGUCGCAGGCCACCGCCUCCCCCAAUACCUCCCAUGUCUGCUGUGAUUCAGCCAGUCUCUCCUGCAGCAAUGCUUGGUCGCGCUCUCCAUUCCUCCUUGGAUAGAGCUCCUUCACAUCAUAUCACCCCCAUCCUCCCAUCUGCAAAGGCAGCUGUCAACUCCUCUCCCCCGGCCUCCUUCACCACUUCAUCACCCCCCCUUCCUCCGACAAGCAGCUCGGCAAGGCGAGGAUUCGGACAUGUUCCCAGAGACCGGCGUUCUAUAGGCACCUACCAUGGACCUUCGCCGAUGCUUUCGCCACAGCCUCAGAGUGCAACAUGGACAAGCUCUGUUCCGCCCUCCCCCUCAGGGAACUCCGGCCUCCCGUCUUCAGGUGGGAAUUCUCCGAUCGUCUAUCCGGCAAUCGAUUCCGGGUCUGUCAUUGGGCCUACAGGUAUAAUAGAACAGGACGCAUUGGAUUGCAUUGUGGUCGACGAUACCACUGCACCAAGGAGAGCCCCCAAGUACCGAGUCCGGGCAAGCUGCAAUCCGAGCUGCCUCUUUGAGACGCGCACGAUUGGACAGACGUUAAAAGGCCCGGGCUUCGAACAUCUGCUGGUGUACGAAAUCAGCUGGCUAUUCUGGAGAGAAGUGCGGAGGGUGUGGCGACGACCCGGCCUCCUGAUAGCACAUCUUCUUGUGGUAACCGCCAUGGGUCUGCUGGUCGGGACCGUCUUCCAUCAGUCUUCGGACGAGGUCGCCGCAUUUGAGAACCGCAUCAUGGUGUUCAGUUUUUCCAUACUGCUCAUCUCUUUGAUAAGCUUGACUUCGAUUGAAGGAUUUGUGCUAGAGCGGCCACUGUACACUCACGAAGGAAGCAGCAUGUACUUCCACACCCUCUCCUUCUUCCUUCCCAAGGUGUCUUCUUCUACUUUCUUUCUGCAGAUCUUGCCGGUGGUUCUGUAUGGCACGUAAGUUCCAAAACCGCCCUGUUCGCUGCCCCACUACUGUAUGUCUCGGUCUGAUCCCGUUAUGCU
This is a messenger RNA of Chara braunii, 2122 nucleotides long. The record is from the annotation of a GenBank genome assembly. Lineage: Eukaryota; Viridiplantae; Streptophyta; Charophyceae; Charales; Characeae.